Molecule: messenger RNA, 725 nt
Organism: Leptosomus discolor (cuckoo roller)
Lineage: Eukaryota; Metazoa; Chordata; Aves; Leptosomiformes; Leptosomidae
Source: RefSeq, a predicted model, not a curated record
AGCGACCCCAGCGAGGGACAGGUCUUCCUCAGCGAGAGCUGCGUGAAGAGGCUACUGGAGAUCACAGAAGGCUCAGAGUUUCUCAGGCUGCAGGUGGAAGGAGGUGGCUGCUCUGGAUUCCAGUACAAGUUUUCCUUGGACACAGUUGUCAAUCCCGAUGACAGGGUGUUUGAACAAGGUGGUGCCCGUGUGGUCGUGGAUGUGGACAGCCUGGCCUUUGUGAAAGGUUCCAUGGUGGACUUCAGCCAGGAGCUGAUUCGCAGCUCCUUCCAGGUGGUGAGCAACCCCCAGGCAGAGAAGGGUUGCUCGUGUGGGACUUCCUUCUCUGUCAAAAUCUGACUGGACUUCAUAUGGAUGGACGCUGUCCGCAAAUGCUUCCUGGCAGUCUUCAGAGGGGUUUUGUGGGUUCUUUUCCCAGCUGGUCCCUGUCAUCUCCCUUACCCUGUAACACAGCUGUUACACGUGACUCCAGCUGUGUGUGUGUCUGCACUGAGCCUGUCUCCAAGACUUGUUGGCCGUCCCUUCAGAAACCUGAAGUAGCUGUGAGCAUGCACACAGGAGUAUCUUCAGCGCCUUGUGAACCACCAGCCAGGUGGCGCUGACUCGCCUACCCUAUCCUGAAUGUGGAACCACUUAACUGGCUUGUCUCUGCAAGAGACUGCUGUGUAUAUAUAUAUGUGUGUGUUUAUUGAAAGUUCUUAGAAAAAAAAAGUCUUUGAGAUUGA